Molecule: messenger RNA, 1529 nt
Organism: Diuraphis noxia (Russian wheat aphid)
Lineage: Eukaryota; Metazoa; Arthropoda; Insecta; Hemiptera; Aphididae
Source: RefSeq, a predicted model, not a curated record
UAGGCAAUUUUUUUUAUGUAAAUGGGUUAUAUAGAUCAUAAAUGUCUAGGUCAUAUUUAUAAAUUCAGGAAAGGUAUGUUUACACUCAUGCACUUUCCGUUUCAAUUUUCAAUUCAACAUGCGUUUCAACAUUCAAUUCCACUUUCACCAAGUGCAUGCCUUUAAUGAAUGCUUCAGAUGCAUGCUUUUUUCUGUUCACACCAGCGACGUCAAAGUAGUCACCUUCCAGCAUUUUAAUAAAAAUCAUGUCGGAUUCAAAUCUACUUCUCGGUGUCAGUGCGGCCUACUUAAUUAUUGCGAGUGCAAAUAAAAAACGUAGGAAAAAGCGUUCAUUGUGGGUUAAAAAUUAUUUAAAAAAUCGAAAUUUCGGAAUUAUAGAUGAUUUGCAAUUAGACGAAGAUAUUUUAUUUAGAAAUUUUACGCGAAUGUCUCAAGCCAAUUUUUACUCAAUAUUAAAAAUAAUUGAACCCGAAAUAGUAAAACAAAACACUCGUUUCAGAGAGGCCGUUCCAGCUAAAAUUAAGUUAUUAAUAACGCUAAGAUAUUUAGCUACAGGAGAUUCGUUUUCCUCUUUAAUGUACCUGUUUAAAGUCUCCAAGCCAUUUAUAUCGACUAUGUUGCCCACGGUAUUGAAAGCUAUAAUAAAUGCUCUACAGAAUUAUAUAAAGCUUCCCUCAAGUGACCAAGAAUGGAAAUCUAUCUCAAAUGAAUUCAACAAGCUAUGGAAUUUCCCUCACUGUUUCGGUGCUAUUGACGGCAAACACGUCGUAAUUCAAAAACCGGAAAAUACGAUAAGUGAGUUUCACAACUACAAAGGAACAAAUAGUAUUGUUUUAUUAGGAAUAGCUGAUGCUAACUAUCGUUUCUUAUACGUUAACGUUGGAUGCCAAGGCCGAAUUUCAGACGGAGGUGUCUUCAAAAAUACUUCAUUUUAUAAGAAACUCGAAAAAAAUGAACUUAAUUUACCAGAAAAUGAACCACUACCUGGUCGUACGUUGUCACUUCCUUAUGUUUUAGUAGCUGAUGAUGCUUUUCCAUUAACUGAACAUAUUAUGAAACCAUACAACACAGACUUAAACAAAGGUUCUCCAAAAAGAGUAUAUAAUUACAGAUUGUCCAGAGCGCGUCGAAUAAUAGAAAACACAUUUGGGUUACUUUCUUCCGUGUUUAGAGUUUUCCGCAAGCCAAUAGAAAUCAAAGUUGAAGAUACAAUAAUUAAUAUUGUACUAGCUUGUGUUUACCUUCACAAUUUUUUAAGAGUGCAACCAGAUUCUAGACAAUUCUAUUCAACGUCAGGGUGUUUCGAUAGUUAUGAUACAAGUACAGGGGAAAUUAUUCCUGGAUCGUGGAGAGAAAUCACUUCUGGUGACACUGGUUUGAGGCCAUUUCGAUCAAUUCCACGAAGACCAGCGACAACCGCAAAAAACGUCAGAGAAGAAUUUAUGUCAUAUUUUAUGUCCGAAAUUGGGUCAGUACCAUUUCAGGACAUAUACUUAUAAAUAAAUACACCAGCAAUUGAAUUGUAAAAA